Molecule: messenger RNA, 1655 nt
Organism: Trichomycterus rosablanca
Lineage: Eukaryota; Metazoa; Chordata; Actinopteri; Siluriformes; Trichomycteridae
Gene: vdra
Product: vitamin D receptor a
Exons: 9
Coding region: 145-1437 (430 amino acids)
Biological process (GO): negative regulation of transcription by RNA polymerase II; cell differentiation; positive regulation of transcription by RNA polymerase II
Cellular component (GO): nucleus
Molecular function (GO): nuclear receptor activity; zinc ion binding; vitamin D response element binding
Source: RefSeq, a predicted model, not a curated record
UGCAGACAUGCAGCUCUGCUUAGGUGAAGGGCGGGGAGAAGAGUCGAUGAUGUCCACCUCUCCGGUGCUCGGUUAGUACAGAGGUCCAGAAACUGUCGCUUUCUGUGGAAUUAACGCGAGUUUGAGGCCGGCGACACUUUUUGAAUGGUUCGAAAAUCCACCCGCAUUUCUCCCGUAAUGGAGGCCAUGGCCGUGAGCACAUCUGCACAGGGUAUGGAUGAGAUUGACCGCAACGCCCCGCGCAUCUGCGGAGUCUGCGGAGACAAGGCCACUGGAUUCCACUUCAAUGCCAUGACCUGUGAGGGCUGUAAGGGCUUUUUCAGGCGCAGUAUGAAGCGUAAAGCCAGUUUCACGUGUCCCUUUAACGGCAGUUGCACCAUCACCAAAGACAACCGCAGACACUGCCAGGCCUGCCGCCUCAGACGCUGUGUUGACAUCGGCAUGAUGAAGGAGUUUAUUCUGACUGAUGAGGAGGUGCAGAGGAAGAAGGAGCUGAUCCUAAAGCGCAAGGAGGAGGAGGCGGCACGCGAGGCUCAGAAACCUCGUCUCACAGACGAGCAGAACCAGAUCAUCAACACACUGGUGGAGGCUCACCACAAGACCUACGAUGACUCCUACUCCGACUUCGCUAAGUUUCGGCCCCCAGUGAGAGAGGGUCCGGUGACCCGCAGUGCCAGUCGUGCAGCAUCUCUUCAUUCCCUCUCAAAUGCCACUUCAGAUUCCUUCAACAGCACACCAGAGUCUGUCGAUACGAAGCUCAGCAGUCUGUUGUCCAUGUGUCAGGAGGGUAUGGGGAGCCCAGGCUCCACCGACGACGAGAACACUCGCCUCUCCAUGUUGCCCCACCUCGCCGAUCUCGUCAGCUACAGCAUUCAGAAAGUCAUCGGCUUUGCGAAGAUGAUUCCUGGCUUCAGGGAGCUGACUUCGGAGGAUCAGAUAGCUCUGUUGAAGUCCAGCGCUAUAGAGAUCAUCAUGCUGCGCUCCAAUCAGUCCUUCAGUCUGGAGGAUAUGAGCUGGAGCUGCGGAGGACCGGACUUCAAGUACUGCGUCAACGAUGUUACGAAGGCUGGUCACACUCUGGAGCUGUUGGAGCCGCUGGUGAAGUUUCAGGUUGGACUAAAGAAACUCAACAUGCAUGAAGAGGAGCACGUGCUGCUAAUGGCCAUCUGUCUGCUCUCUCCAGACCGUCCGGGCGUGCAGGACCACAUGCGGAUCGAGGCUCUGCAGGAGCGUUUUUGUGAGACUCUCCAGGCUUACAUUCGCGUGCACCACCCCGGUGGCCGACUGCUCUACGCCAAGAUGAUUCAGAAGCUGGCGGACCUGCGCAGCCUGAACGAGGAGCACUCCAAGCAGUACCGCUCGCUGUCCUUCCAGCCUGAGCACAGCACCCAGCUCACCCCCCUGGUGCUGGAGGUCUUCGGCAGUGAGGUGUCCUAGCGCCAGGGCGCUCACCACCCACGGCGGCCAGCGCCGGGGCACAGGGUGGGGCCAGGGCCUGGGCAGGCGAGGGCUGAGCUACAGGAGUCGGAUGACAGGGGGCUGUGUGUGUGCGUUGGCGAGUGUGUGUGUGCGAUUUAGCAACGCGUGUAUAUGAGGUUGAGUCUCCAGGGCAGGAGUGUGCCAGGGGAUGUGUGGUAUCCCAUUUCAGGGAAUUA